AUGGGUUCUGACGGAGCAACUUCGGCGGCGAACAGUCGGAGGAAACCGUCGUGGAGGGAGAGAGAGAACAACAGGAGGAGAGAGAGACGGAGGAGAGCGAUAGCGGCGAAGAUUUACGCGGGAUUGAGGUCUCAGGGGAAUUAUAAUUUGCCUAAACACUGUGAUAACAAUGAAGUCUUGAAAGCUCUCUGUGUUGAAGCUGGUUGGACCGUUGAAGAAGACGGCACUACCUAUCGAAGAGGAUCAAGGGCAGCAACAUCAGGUGAUGGAGCGGGAAAUUGUACCAGAAACAACCUAUUUUCGUCGCAAAAUCCAAGUCCUCUUUCGUCGUCAUUUCCAAGUCCGAUCCAUUCCUACCAAGUUAGCCCCUCCUCCUCUUCGUUUCCGAGCCCGACUCGUAUGGAUGCAAAUAAUAACCCAUCAAACUUCAUUCCAUAUGUUCGCAACAUUUUCCCCAAUAUGUCUCUCCCGCCUUUAAGAAUAUCAAACAGCGCACCUGUGACGCCACCUAUCUCAUCACCAACCUCGAGAAAUCCCAAACCCAUGAUCCCCACAUGGGAUUCAAUCGCCAAAGCAUCAAUUACAUCCUUCAAUCACCCUUUCUUUGCAGCUUCCGCACCGUCUAGCCCGUCGCACCGUCACCUCUAUACACCACCUACUAUACCUGAAUGCGACGAGUCUGAUACUUCUACCGUCGAGUCUAAUCAGUGGUUGAACUUCCAAGCCUUUGCUGCUUCUGCUAAAUCAUCGGUCUCUCCUACAUUGAACUUCCUGAAACCUGUAAUUAAUGAGCAGCAUAACAUGCUGCCUGAAAACAGAAUGCAAGAGAUGAGGAUUUCAGAGCCGGAGUUCGGAGCGCAGGUGGUGAAGCCUUGGGUUGGAGAAAGGAUUCAUGAAGUUGGAUUGGAUGAUUUGGAGCUUACUCUCGGAAACGGAAAAGCGCCUAGUUAA
Lathyrus sativus (Indian pea) is the source of this 951-nucleotide messenger RNA. The record is from the annotation of a GenBank genome assembly. Lineage: Eukaryota; Viridiplantae; Streptophyta; Magnoliopsida; Fabales; Fabaceae.